GCUCCCGCGGCUGCUGGCGCGCGGCGAGAGUGCCUGGCGGGCUCCGGCUUCCGCGUCCGCCCCGGCUCCGGCUUCGGCCUCAGCACCGCGCCCGGCUCCGCCGCGGCCCACCGAGCCCCGGGGGCAGCCGAGCCGCCGGCGACUCCCGCAGAGCUCCGGGUGCCCGCGCGGGGGGCCAUGCCGUGCCGGAGGGAGGAGGAAGAGGAAGCCGGCGAGGAAGAGGAGGAGGAGGAGGAGGAGGACAGCUUCCUCCUGCUGGAACAGUCGGUGACUCUGGGCGGCUCGGGCGAGGUGGACCGGCUGGUGGCCCAGAUCGGCGAGACGCUGCAGCUGGACGCGGCGCAGGACCGCCCUGCCUCCCCGUGCGCGCCCCCGGGGCCGCCACUGCAGCCCCCGCGACCCCCGGCGGUGGUGCGGGCGGACAAGGCCCGAGCCCCGGCUCUGCCGUUGCUUCUGCCGCCCGCCUCGGCCGAGACUGGGGGUCCGGCGCCCCCGGGGGCCCUGCGCUGCGCCCUCGGGGACCGCGGCCGGGUGCGGGGCCGGGCUGCGCCCUACUUUGUGGCCGAGCUCGCCGCAAGCCCCAGCGCGCUGCCCGGGCCGUGCCGGCGAGGAUGGCUGCGGGGCGCUGUCGCCUCCCGCCGCCUGCAACAGCGACGAUGGCCCCCAGCCGGGGCGCGCGCCAACGACGACGACCCGCACAGGCUCCUGCAGCAGCUGGUGCUCUCGGGGAACCUCAUCAAGGAGGCCGUGCGGAGGCUCCAGCGAGCCGUCGCCGCGGUAGCAGCCACGGGCCCUGCGGCACCCCCCGGACCCGGGGGCAGCCGCAGCCGACCGGACCCUGUCGCCCUUUAGCCCUCCGGCGCCUUGCACUGACCCAGGGCCCCUGGAGGAGGAAGAAGCCGCUGCGGGGACCCAACGGCGUCCUGUGCGUUCCCCAACCUUGAGCUGAAGCCGCCGUUGCCGUCUUGGGAGCGACCGCCUAGGCUGCAAGGAGGCGCGUGGGGAGAGACCUCAAGCCGAGAAGUUACCCGCCCUGGCGAGGCUGUCGGCGAAAACUUGAGCGUGGAGAAAUGCACGGGCCAGGGCGCGUCCGUGUCGCGUGAGAAUUUCCCCGGCCACCUCGGGGACGGGAACCUGGGGUAAAACUGGGAGAACUAUGGCAGCUAUUUGCAUCAACUUGUACCUGACUUAACCCUUGGGGGUGUCGUGUGCUUGGAUUGUUUGAAGAUACGGCUCCAAGGGGCGAGAAUCGCGAGGGCUUUGUAACAAUACUUGAAAACUGAUGACACGAAUACAUUUUAUUUUCCGGUGGAGGAACUUAGUGAAAAUGGUGCUACAAUUGCUGUGCAAAGAAAUUCCGGAGGGAAGAAGAAUGUAAAAGCUUGGUGGUGGGUGGGUUGGCAUCGCCCGACCCCUUUCUCCCACGUCAUCGGUGACAGGUCGAGGUGGGAGAUGUGAACUCCAGUUGUCGGGGGCAGGGAGGUGGAGAAUUUUGCAGGUGGGUCGAGGUGGAUGUGGACUUUUAAAUGACUUGACCUUGCCACCUGUGUUUCAAGGUCACGGUGUGCUUGGAUGGAAGGUUGUGGGGUUCCUGGGAGAGCUAACUGACCCCUGUGUCUUUUCUUUAUCUUGCUCCAAGAAGAGCCCUGUCUGUGCUUCGCCACCUCCUAGAGUCUCCAGAGGACACACAGGUGGAGAGAGCUGUGCGAGGAGAGUUAUUUGUUUUCCUCUGUGCUCUCCUUCUGUCCAGAACUCCUCCUCC
This is a messenger RNA of Balaenoptera acutorostrata (minke whale), 1762 nucleotides long. It is a transcript of the gene FRAT2, whose product is annotated as FRAT regulator of WNT signaling pathway 2. The record is from RefSeq and is a predicted model, not a curated record. NCBI's taxonomy places the organism in Eukaryota, Metazoa, Chordata, Mammalia, Artiodactyla, Balaenopteridae. Gene Ontology annotation, cellular component: cytoplasm. The coding region runs from base 178 to 852 and encodes 224 amino acids. The transcript has a single exon.